CCGAAAUUGGUCAUUGAAUGUGAGAUGCCGUGUAUACUAGUACUGGACGAACGAGUACGGACUUGGUCUCUCAUGCUCGUUCGUUCUACAGCACAUACUUCACAUUCAAUCCCAGUGCUGAGCGAUGUGGAAUGAGCACGCCGGCAUUUGCAUCGCCAGACUGAGGUUCUGUCAACCCCUCUAUACUACUCCCGUCUACUACUGUAAUUGUAUUCUUUAUUUCAAUAAAGCUUGGCGAGGUUGGGGAUGCUGAGCCGCGCCCCCCUCCGCACCUGCCGUUAUGGCCCAAGCAGGUUGUUGCCUGCCAAUGUGUUUCCUGUGGCCAUAUUGGUGCUGAGAAACGCCCAAUUGACCCGGAGCGGGUUCGCGCGGAGCUACUCGAGCGAGCAUGCUCACCACGAGGCGCGGAUCGAGAGUGUUCGCAACAUUGGCAUCAUUGCCCAUGUCGAUGCGGGCAAGACUACCACAACCGAGCGUAUGCUGUAUCACAGUGGCGUGACGCGCCAUCUUGGGAAUGUUGAUCAUGGAAACACCACGACCGAUUUCCUGCCCAUGGAGCGGGAGCGCGGCAUCACCAUCCAGUCCGCAGCCAUCACCUUCCAAUGGCCUCCGAAAUCGCUCUGUCCGCCAGGCUACGAGCCCACGACCAUCAACCUGAUCGACACUCCCGGUCAUCAGGACUUCCGCUACGAGGUGGACCGCUGCCUACCCGUUCUGGACGGCGCUGUGUGCAUUCUCGACUCGGUCAAGGGCGUCGAGACACACACCGAGCGUGUUUGGGAGUCUGCACACCUCUCCAAGAUUCCGCGGUUGCUCUUUGUUAACAAGCUGGAUCGGGACGGCGCCAGCUUCAGACGGUCCGUCCAGGAAGUAGCAACCCGGUUGAGAACCUGGCCUCUCCUCUGCCAGAUCCCGUGGUGGCACAAGGAUGACUUUAUCGGCGUCAUUGAUGUCAUCCACCGCCAUGGCCUGAGAUUCUCCAGCACUGGCAGUAUGUCUGUCGUCAGUGAGCAGAGUAUCGCCAAAGAUUAUCCGGCAUUGCGAGAGGAGAUGGAGACGGCCCGUCUUCGGCUGAUUGAGACACUGUCAGAGAACGACGAUCAAAUUAUGGAGGAGUUUCUUGAACUGGAAAAGGACGUGUCUUCGGCGUCCAUCAAGCGAGCCAUACGGCGCCUAAUCUUGGACGGCGAAGCUAAGUUUACUCCGGUCUUCGCGGGCGCAAGCCUGCGAAAUAUCGGGGUGCAGCCGCUGUUGGAUGGGGUCAUCGACUUCCUCCCCAGCCCCAUCGAUAGGCCGCCGCUGGAGGUCAUGGGGGCUCAGGCGCAAAACCUGUCCCAACUUCUGGAACAGAAGGUCAAGCAAAAGGGCCACCACCAACACCAGGAUCCUAUCGUGGCUCUUGCUCACGUGUUCAAAGUCGUCGACGACCCGCGUCGCGGCAUGAUGAGCUGGCUCCGCGUCUACCACGGCGCCUUCAGCCGGAGCAGUCACAUGUGGAACAGCAAUGUGCACAACUUUGAGAAGCCCCAGCACAUCCUCCACGUAUCGGCCAAGGACCACCACGAAAUCCCACACUUGUCCACCGGGCACAUUGGUGCCAUGACUGGCCUCAAGUCAGCCCGUACGGGAGACACUCUCAUCACCUUUCCCCGUCACCAUGGUAACACUGCACCCGAAGCACUCAGAAACCUACGGAUCAAAGCGCCCGAGACGCCUCCUGCGGUAGCCUUCAUCGCCAUCGAGCCAUACUCGCGCACGGCGGGCGAGAAGCUUGAGGAGGCCCUCAAGAAGCUGUCGCGCGAGGAUCCAAGCAUAAGAUGGAGCAAGGACGAGAAGACAGACCAACUGAUCCUGUCCGGCAUGGGCCUGCUACACCUCGAGAUUGCUCAGGAUCGACUCCUCACGCACUACAAGAUCGAUCGGGAGUCUGCCAUGUGGGGUGAGAUCGAGGUAGGGUACGCAGAAUGCCUGUUGGCCCCCACCAAACCGCACCGCGCCGUGUACGAUCGCCCCAUCCGCGACAAGGCCGGUAAGGCUGCCUGCACGGUCACCAUUGAACCCCUCGAAGCGCACCAUCACGACACGCUCCUCGAGUCCAGCAUCGAGCGCGACGGCAACAUCAUACACGUCGCCAUCCUACCCUCGGGCGCUGGUGACGCGGAGACGCUUCCCUUUGACCCCGAACUCGUCCGCCAGCAGCUCUUCAACGGGGCCAUCGCAGGCCUCACACGCGGACCGCGCCGCAGCGCCCCCAUCCGCCGCUGCCACGUGCACAUCUCCUUCGACCCCGCCCACGAUUUCUUUGGCACCGCCAGCACCGGCGGCCACAUCACCAACGCCGCCCUCUCCGCAGUGCGUGGCGCGCUCAAAGAAGCCCAUGCCAGCGGCCAGGUCGGAAUCCUCGAGCCCUUUACGCGUGUGCAUAUCCACUGCCCCGAGGAAGCGGGAACGGCAAUCCAGCACGAUCUCGCCUCGGCGCGGGGAGGCCAGGUGCUGGAGGUGCGCCGGCCCGAUGACGACGAGGCGCUGGCGUCUGGGACCGGGACGAUCGACAUCACCAAGGUCUACGUGCCGCCGGAUCCGUACGAGUCGGUGCAGAGCCUGAGGGGCGCCAAGAAGGGAGUCGUCCGCAUGCUGACCAUCAUCGGCAAGGCGCCGCUGAAGGAGAUGAUGAAGUACGAUAGUCAGCUCAGGAGCAUGACGGGCGGGAGGCACACGUUGCAAUUGGACCCUGGCGGGUUCGAGCUGGUGACGGGGCCUAGGGAAAGGGCUCUGGAAGAGCGCCUGGGGUAAAUGGAGGGGAGAAUGUGUAGCUCUAUAUCCAGGGGAUCUGUAUACUACCCGUCCGCGUGUUGUGGGGCUGAAGCGGGCUGUAUGUAUGUAUGUACAAGUAUGUACUGUAUGUACACUAUGUGUAUGAUCAAGUUUGAGCCGCAAUGCUUUAGAGCCUAUGGAAUC
Molecule: messenger RNA, 2958 nt
Organism: Thermothelomyces thermophilus ATCC 42464
Lineage: Eukaryota; Fungi; Ascomycota; Sordariomycetes; Sordariales; Chaetomiaceae
Exons: 3
Coding region: 247-2793 (848 amino acids)
Biological process (GO): mitochondrial translation; ribosome disassembly
Cellular component (GO): mitochondrion
Molecular function (GO): GTPase activity; GTP binding
Source: RefSeq, a predicted model, not a curated record